Eruca vesicaria subsp. sativa (arugula) is the source of this 1978-nucleotide messenger RNA. NCBI's taxonomy places the organism in Eukaryota, Viridiplantae, Streptophyta, Magnoliopsida, Brassicales, Brassicaceae. The record is from the annotation of a GenBank genome assembly.
UUUCAUUUUGCUUAAAGCAAUUAUUGCUCGAGCUGUACUGAAAUAAUUGCUCCGGUUUUAUCUGUUUCCGUGUUCUUUUGUCUAAUAAGGCAAAGUACCAAUCCACUUAUUUUUCCUCUUCUUCUGCUUCUCAGAUUUGGAUCUCGUAUUUGCUAAGAACUCUCUUGUACUUGUUCGUCCUUUUUUCCUCCUAAAUCUUCUAACUUCAAUGUUUAUUUUAGUCAACUUUAGUGUUUUGCAUUACUCACUGAGAAACCCAUUUGUUUUGUUGAAUCUUGAUAUUAGUUUCAUAUAUACUCUCAUGUUCAAAUCUGAUUCUUAAUGUUGGUUUGAUAUUUUUUCGAGUUUGACUAAAUAAUUCAUAAUCUUGGUCUCACUCCACCGAUUCGAAUCUGAAGCAGUUUUGAAAGCUGACACUGUCUUUUUGCUCUUACAAUUGUACUUACAGGCUGUGUCUUUAAAUCUUUUUAAUUCUUGCAGGAAUAUCAAAGACCAUUAGCAUGGAUUGCUCUAUCAAGGAUGACGUGACUCAAUUGAUAGGUAACACUCCAAUGGUGUAUCUGAACAACAUCGUAGAUGGUUGUGUUGCUCGUAUUGCCGCAAAGCUUGAGAUGAUGGAGCCUUGCUCUAGUGUCAAGGAGCGAAUUGCUUAUGGUAUGGUUAAAGAUGCUGAAGACAAAGGAUUGAUUAGUCCCGGAAAGAGCACAUUGAUUGAGCCUACUUCUGGUAACACUGGGAUCGGUUUAGCCUUUGUUGGAGCAGCUAGAGGUUACAAAGUUGUGCUCACAAUGCCUGAAACAAUGAGUCUUGAGAGAAAGAUCAUUCUAUUAGCAUUAGGUGCAGAGGUUCACCUAACAGACCCAACGAAAGGAGUUCAAGGAUUAUUUGACAAAGCAGAAGAGAUAUUAAGCAAAACUCCAGAUGGUAUCAUACUACAACAGUUUAAAAAUCCUGCAAACCCACAAACUCAUUAUGUAACCACGGGUCCAGAGAUAUGGAGAGACUCUGCAGGGGAAGUAGAUAUAUUGGUGGCUGGUGUUGGAACCGGUGGAACCAUUUCCGGUUCAGGAAAGUUCCUCAAGGAGAAGAAUAAAGACUUAAAGGUUUAUGGAGUGGAACCUACAGAGAGUGCAGUACUCAGUGGAGGCCAACCAGGUCCACAUAUGAUCCAAGGUAUUGGGGCUGGUAUCGUACCGGACAAUUUGGAUUUCACCGUUCUUGAUGAAAUCAUUCAAGUGACAAGCGUGGAAGCUAUUGAAACAGCCAAGCUUCUUGCUUUGAAAGAAGGAUUACUGGUGGGAAUAUCUUCAGGAGCUGCUGCAGCCGCUGCUAUUAAGGUGGCAAAACGGCCAGAAAACGCCGGGAAGCUCAUAGUUGUGGUUUUCCCUAGCGGUGGGGAACGUUACUUAUCGACUCAGUUAUUCGACUCGGUGAGACGUGAAGCAGAGAGUUUAACAUUUGAAUGAGGCUUAUACACAAAACACUACCUGGCUUGGUUCUGUUUGGUUAAAAAAAUACCAAAAAAAUCGGUUUGAUAUUUACAUUUCCUAAACUCUAUCUUUAAAACAUUGAUUUCUUGAUAUUUCGUAAAAUUUCCAAAGAUAUGAAACAUUAUGGAAGAGGAAGUAGAUCAGUGGACAAGAGACUAUAAACAAACACAUCAUGGAUUAUACCUUUGAUACAACUGUACUUCCUAAGCAAACCUUCUCUCUUAAACCCAAUCUUCUCAAGAACUCUUUGGGAUGCUUUGUUUUGUGUUUGAACAAAAGCUUGAAGCCUCAAAACAUGAGGCAAGUCAUUGAACACUUGGGUCACUGCAAUUGACACUGCUCUUGUAGCUAUUCCUUUUCCCCAAUACUCAUGAGAUAAUCCAUACCCAAUAUGUGCUUUGAACCUUCAAAUAUACAAUUGUAAGAAGAUAUUUACAUGUGCUCAAAUAAUGAACGUUUUGUUAGUGAAUGUUUAAUAUCACAUUUAC